Molecule: messenger RNA, 3018 nt
Organism: Orussus abietinus
Lineage: Eukaryota; Metazoa; Arthropoda; Insecta; Hymenoptera; Orussidae
Product: solute carrier family 23 member 2
Exons: 14
Coding region: 526-2250 (574 amino acids)
Biological process (GO): transmembrane transport
Cellular component (GO): membrane
Molecular function (GO): transmembrane transporter activity
Source: RefSeq, a predicted model, not a curated record
GUCUAAGCUUUAUUGCCCGAUUACCAGAUUAUGUUCUGAACCUUCAUUGUUGCCUGCGAUUACUGGCCUCUCUGGGACGGCAUCGACGAAAAAAGUACCGGGAUUCAGCGCCUGCUGGGAGCAGGCAUUAAGAACGGCUCGCAGCAUCCGACGAAUCUCUCGAGUCUCUGGAUUGCUAGUCCUACGAUGGAGAGACAUCUUGCAGGAUCUUCUCUCGCUCUCCUCCAAGGAGCCCCGUAAAUUUCAUCCGAUCUCCCUAGAAAUUAAUUCCGAAUCUCUGCAGAAUUUUCCUGGUCCUCGUCGUUCGAAGGCCCGGUGAAAGAAAAGAAAAAAUGAAAUAGUAAUUGAAAUACCGAUUCAGAAAUCGAGAUGUCUUGGAGAUAAAUUCCCUAAGUUGUUCGCAUGUUAUCACCGUGAACCCUGGGAAAAUAAUGGAGUAAAGAAGUACUCGCUGAUUUUGGGAGGAUUUAUCGAGUUCCUUCUCCGAAUGUUUGCAUCGUCGACAGCUGAUAAUUUUUUAAUAAAAUGACCGAAGAAGCGAUCCAAAUGCCCGAGACGAAUGCUGAAAAUGGAGGCGUCGUUCAACAGGCGCCAAAAGACGAUGGGAGUCCUCAGAUGGUCUAUGGAGUAGAAGACAUCCCACCGUGGUACCUGUGUUUAUUCAUGGCAUUACAGCACUAUCUCACCAUGAUCGGUGCCAUUGUGUCGAUUCCAUUUAUAUUGACGCCGGCACUUUGCAUCACGGAGAGCGACCCUGCAAGGAGUUACAUUAUUUCCACCAUGAUAUUUGUAACUGGAAUAGCGACGCUUUUGCAGUCAAUUAUCGGGUGCAGGCUUCCGCUGAUACAGGGUGGUACCAUCUCGUUUUUAGUCCCGACUCUUGCUAUACUCAGCUUGCCGCAAUGGAAAUGUCCAGCUCCUGAAAUCCUGAAUGCUAUGUCAAUGAAUGACAGAACCGAAUUGUGGCAAAUACGAAUGAGAGAGUUAUCCGGUGCUAUUUCCGUGUCCGCACUUUUCCAAGUUAUCAUUGGCUUCGGAGGUAUCAUAGGGUACAUGUUGAAGUACAUAACACCAUUAACCAUGGUACCGACUAUAACACUGGUUGGGAUAUCCUUGUUUGAAAAUGCCGCUCAAGCUGCUUCUAGACAUUGGGGGAUCGCAGUCGGAACCAUAGUGAUGCUCACCCUGUAUUCCCAAGUUAUGGUCAACGUGGAGUGCCCAUUCGUGACCUAUAGGAAGGGAAAAGGACUUCGCGUUAUUUGGUUCCCUCUGUUCAGAUUGUUCCCGGUCUUGUUAACGAUAUUCAUAAUGUGGAUAAUUUGUCUGGUGUUAACGAUGACGGAUGUUCUACCCGAUGGCCAUCCCGCGAGGACGGACUCCAAAAUCGACAUUCUGUACGACUCCCCAUGGUUUUACAUCCCAUAUCCAGGCCAAUGGGGUGCACCUACUGUCAGCUUAUCCAGUGCACUUGGCAUGUUGGCUGGUGUCUUGGCAUGCACCAUAGAAUCUGUCAGCUAUUAUCCAACGACGGCUCGAAUGUGUGGUAUUACAUCGCCUCCCAUUCACGCCAUUAACCGAGGAAUCGGAAUCGAAGGAAUUGGAACCGUCCUGGCAGGUCUAUGGGGCAGUGGGAAUGGUGCAAACACAUUCGGCGAAAAUGUCGGCACCAUAGGUGUGACAAAGGUCGGGAGUCGAAGGGUCAUCCAGUGGGCAUGUGCGAUCAUGAUUUUACAAGGAGUGAUCAGUAAAUUAGGAGCCUGCUUCAUUAUCAUUCCCGAGCCGAUAGUAGGAGGGAUAUUUUGCAUAAUGUUCGGUAUAAUAUCAGCAUUCGGUCUUUCGACCCUGCAGUACGUCAAUUUACGGUCCACUAGAAACUUGUACAUUUUGGGAUUUUCUCUUUUCUUCCCUCUGGUGCUGUCAAAGUGGCUUCUCCGCAAUCCCGGUUCCAUAAACACAGGAAUUACAACGCUCGAUGGAGUGUUGACGGUGUUAUUUAGCACGACUAUUCUAACAGGAGGAGCGAUCGGAUGUCUUCUGGAUCACAUUAUACCCGGUACUCCAGAGGAAAGGGGAACCGAUGCCUGGGCGAAGGAGAUAUCGUUAACGGAAACAACGGAAGAAUCAACUUCCAAGUACAGUACUUACGAUUUCCCCUUCGGGAUGGAAAUUCUGAGGAAAUGGAAGUGGACAUCCUACCUGCCCUUCAUGCCUACAUACGUGAAUCGCGUUUCCAAAAAUCGUAACGCUUAGAGUAUACAAAAAGAGAGAGAAAAAAAAAAACAAGAAACAAAGCGAUAAACCAGAGCGAUACUGCCACGAGAGAAUCUUCGAAACUCUCCCUUCUACGUGAAAUUAUAAUCCUGGAAAGAUUCGCAAGAGAGAAAGAAAAGAAAGAGAACGAAGAAUCGGCAAAAAAAGGAUGUCGAGUAAUAAUCGAAGCUGGUGGGGGGUGGUAAUCAUAAUUAUAAUAAAAAAAAAACGAUCAUAUUAAUAAUAAUACAAUACAAUCUCGCUUCUAAGAGAUGUCAAAUCGUCUGUACAAUUAGCGAUACGCUUCGCGAUCUAAUUACAGUGUUCGGUUUACUUGGCUAAUCGUCACAAUGUAAAAUUCACUUCGAGGGUGUACUCACGACAUACAUAAGAGGGUCGGUACUUUUACCUAUCAAGAUUCUAAUUGCGCCGUAGGCGCGGGAAAACCUUAAGAGGUAAAGGUCUUCGCAAUUGUUUCUUCUUCAUAACGUAUAUAAAGGCACUGUACACGCAAGAUCCUUAGAAUAACUAGGUACAUAUAUAUGCAUACACGCCUUUUGUUGUGUUAAAUAUAUACAUAUAUAUGUAUCGCGACGCUUAUCAUGAAAAAUAUACAUUCGCACCGUCGGUCUUUGUCCCCGGAUCUGCAGGCUCCCGUUUUUCUAUUUCCCAGGCCAGGGUUUAACUAAUCGCAGUUUAAGGGGCCCUUUCCUAAACCAUCGCGAUCCUGAGGGAUCGCUCGACGUACAGAAAAAGAAGAAAAAAAAA